Molecule: messenger RNA, 720 nt
Organism: Plasmopara halstedii
Lineage: Eukaryota; Oomycota; Peronosporomycetes; Peronosporales; Peronosporaceae
Product: acetolactate small subunit
Exons: 4
Coding region: 1-720 (239 amino acids)
Biological process (GO): L-valine biosynthetic process
Cellular component (GO): cytosol
Molecular function (GO): acetolactate synthase activity; acetolactate synthase regulator activity
Source: RefSeq, a predicted model, not a curated record
AUGCUGCGCAGGUGUUUAGUGCCGGCGGUGCGUCGCACCUCCUUUCGGCCUACAGUCAUCCCUUCACAAGCAUGCGCGCAAUAUAUACCGCGUGCCUUUACUGUGGAAAAGCAGAGCCAGCGCCACGUGAUUGCCGCGUUGGUAGUCAAUCAGCCCGGAUGUCUGGCUGAAAUUGCUAAUCUCUUUGCCGCUCGAGGUUACAACAUUGAUAGCCUUGUAGUUGGCCGCACGGAGGUAGAGGAACUAUCUCGCAUGACUGUGGUUGUCAACGGCACUGCACAGAGUGUCGUAAACAUGAAAAAGCAGCUUGAGGAUGUUGUGUACGUGGCUGUUGUCAAUAUUCUUAGCAGUGGCGAAAACGCACAGAAGAAUUACGUCGAGCGUGAUUUGAUGCUUGCAAAAGUGGCAACGGCUGAGGCUGGAUCUCGAGCCGAAGUGGUGGAGCUUGCCAACCUGUUCGAUGCCAAGGUGAUCGACGUGCGACCACACCAGGUUAUGGUGCAGCUAGCUGGAACUCCCCGUCGUAUUGAGGCCUUUCUGGAUUUAUUAAAACCGCUUGGGAUCACUGAGAUCCAUCGCAGCGGAGUCAUUGCCAUGGCUCGCAGCACUAGCGUGACAGACAAUCUGGGUGAUCUUUCGACAUUUGAGGGCGCUACUCGCACGCUUUUGGACGAGGCUGACGAUGAAGAAGUUGAUAUCUCCCGUCUUCCACCUGGUUAA